Messenger RNA from Suillus bovinus, 1770 nucleotides. Its product is annotated as NADPH oxidase B. Lineage: Eukaryota; Fungi; Basidiomycota; Agaricomycetes; Boletales; Suillaceae. The transcript is spliced from 9 exons. Gene Ontology annotation, molecular function: superoxide-generating NAD(P)H oxidase activity. Gene Ontology annotation, cellular component: plasma membrane; NADPH oxidase complex. The record is from RefSeq and is a predicted model, not a curated record. Gene Ontology annotation, biological process: defense response; superoxide anion generation. The coding region runs from base 1 to 1770 and encodes 589 amino acids.
AUGUCCUUCAAACGGUCGUCCGGUCUUGAUUUCAAAGAUCGCAACCCAUUCAGAGACCAAGACCCCUUUGUCGACGGCACAGGCGACUACGCACUACCAGACCACCUUCAGCGUAACAAAUCAGAACGCCUUCGCCUUCAGGGUAUCCAGCAACCUCUUCCAAAUGCUGGUAUUGCUGCACCCAAAGCUCCUGAUGGUCCUCCUACUCUCGGUCAAAAGUUUGACCUGUGGAUGAUCAACGAGGGUGGAAAACGCCUUUUUUUCUCUGCUUGGAUCUUUUUCCACAUGCUCGUUAUUGCAUUCGGGUUCAUGAACUACCAACUCAGUGACGAUCUCACUGGAGCACGCGCAACGUUCGGCGUCACCUACGCUAUCGCUAGAUCUGCAGCACUUGUACUGCACGCCGAUGUUAUCUUUAUUCUCUUGCCAGUCUGCCGUAACUUUAUCUCCCUGCUUCGCAGAACACCCCUUAACUCGUUCAUCCCAUUCGACAAGAACAUAACAUUCCACAAGGCAACAGCCUGGUCCAUGGUAGUCUUUACUCUGAUCCACAUCGGCGCUCACAUGCACAACUUUUACGAGCUUGCUCUCGCUGAUCCAGAUGCAAAUACAUCUGGUAAGCGUGUGCUCGUUUUCUUGCAAGCGAAUUUUGCUACCGGUCCCGGUGCUACGGGUUGGAUUAUGACUGUUGCAUUAGGUGUCAUGGUCUGGUUCGCUAUGGAGAAAGACGCCUUCCAUGGCAUGUGGUGCAUGAUCAAGCCUGACAGAGAACCGUUUUGUUCCUUCAACUCUAUUGGUGUCUUCUGGCGAUACUGGCUCAUCGGGGGCCUCAUUUGGACAUACGAGCGGAUUUUGCGUGAAGUUCGCUCACGUCAUAAGACUUAUAUCUCCAAGGUCAUACAACACCCAUCCAAAGUCGUUGAAAUCCAAAUCAAGAAAGAGAAGACCACUACUCGGGCAGGGCAAUAUAUCUUUAUUUCUUGCCCAGAGAUCUCCUACUUCCAGUGGCAUCCUUUCACCCUUACGAGCGCUCCGGAGGAAGAUUAUAUCUCUGUGCACAUCCGUGUCGUCGGUGACUUCACCGCCGCGCUUGCUAAGGCCCUCGGCUGUGACUUCGAUUCUAAGGAUUCUAAGGAUUCCAAGGAUGUCGACGCCAGUGGUGGAAAGGUUAUUGGCACGAACACAAAUCCGCCACUCAACCGUGUGCUCCCUCGUAUCAUGGUUGAUGGUCCGUUCGGUAGUGCCAGCGAGGAUUUUUUAAAUUAUGAAACUGUCCUCCUUGUUGGUGCUGGAAUUGGUGUCACGCCCUUUGCUUCCAUUUUGAAGUCGAUCUGGUACCGCAUGAACAACCUAAACAACUCCAAGCCUACCCGUCUCUCUAAGGUUUACUUCACUUGGGUCAUUCGCGACUUUGGCAGUGCCGAGUGGUUCCACUCGCUACUGCAGGCUAUUGAAGAGCAGGACACAUCAAACCGAAUCGAGAUUAACAUCUACCUCACUGCCAAGAUCAAGGAGGAUGACAUGAACAACAUUAUAGUUCAAGAUGUCGGUGCAGAGAAAGAUGCUAUCACUUCGUUGCGUGCUCCCACUCAUUUUGGCAGGCCGAACUGGGACAGGGUGUUCGGUUCUAUGGUUGAAAAGCAUCCCGAAACUGAUGUUGGCGUGUUUUUCUGUGGCCCUCCAGUUCUCUCCAGGCAGCUUCACCAGAUGUCCAACAAGUACUCCAAUCCAAAAGGCACGCGUUUCUUCUUCGGCAAGGAGAAUUUUUAG